AUGUCCUCGUCGUACCAGUUUCCCCAGGCAAAUAAAAGCGCCUACGACACAGAUGGCGCUGAAGGGUAUCUCGAGCCAGUGCGGAUCAGCUCGGCAACGCCUGCGCCGCACCAGCCCUCCGUCGACAUCACGGCUAUGGGGGAACCCGAAUACCGACCGUAUGCAGGCUCCUACAGCGCAGCGCCAGCGGGAAAUGUGCAGAACGAUCAAGAAAAGAGCCGCGCAACUAGCAAAGACCACAAGCGGUCGAUGUCAAAGGGCAACGAGUUUGCCGAUGAUGGCGACAUGUUGGGAAUAGCCGAGAUGUCGCAUCUUAGGGCAUGUCGUCUAUGCACAUACUUGAUGAUCCGGAUUCUCCAGAUUGUGCUGGCAAUCGCAUGUCUCGGGCUCAUGGCCAACUCGCGCACUAAGGCCGGAAGUGACCUGGGUGGCAUUGUGCCUAACACGACGAUUGUGUUUUACGUGGUAGGCGGUGUCACAGCGGUGGUGGCAGCAGUGUCGAUUGCGCUGAAUCUGUUCAGGAGGACACGGGUGUAUAUCCGCACGUCGCGGCUCGAAUGGUCGUCGCUGGUGCUCAACUCGCUGAUAUUUGCAAUGUGGAUGAUCUUGGUGCUGAUUGACGUCGUCGCUGUCGACUGCUCAACCAAGGACGGUGGGUCGUGGUGCAAAAAAAUGAAGGUUGGGCUGGCCAUGGCACUGAUAUCCGCCAUGCUAAUUUCAUAA
This is a messenger RNA of Linderina pennispora, 723 nucleotides long. RefSeq lists its product as uncharacterized. The coding region runs from base 1 to 723 and encodes 240 amino acids. Gene Ontology annotation, cellular component: membrane. The record is from RefSeq and is a predicted model, not a curated record. The transcript has 3 exons. Lineage: Eukaryota; Fungi; Kickxellomycota; Kickxellomycetes; Kickxellales; Kickxellaceae.